AUGGUUGGGAAGAAUCAAUUUAACCCCAAAACUGUCGUUUGUUUUAGUAAGAAAAAACGCCGCAUGGCUGAUCGCCUUUUAACCAAAACCGUUCGUCAAAUUAUUCCUGAAUCAGAGUCGUACAUGGAACUGCUUGAAGUGGAAAAGAAGCUUGACCUCGUUUUAAUGCGAAAACGGCUAACUUUACAGGAAUCACUCAAGCAACCACUCAAGACUAAGCGGAUCCUCCGAGUUAUGUUGAGUAGUACAUUCAAGCCUGGUAGCAUCGAUUCCAUUGGUCCUGAUGGGCAGCCCACCAAUGAUGGCUGUCCCCCUGGUUGGGAACUGAAAGUUGAGGGUCAACUUUUAGAAAAGCCUUCUGGCCAACCCAACGGCCCCCCUACAGUUGACACUAGAUUUCGUCGCAAAUUUUCUACUUUCUUCAAGUCUCUGGUCAUUGAACUUGAUCAUGAACUCUAUGGACCGGACAACCACUUGGUCGAGUGGCAUCGUACGUCAUCUACUACAGAAACUGAUGGAUUCCAGGUGAAGCGGUCAGGGGACAGCAAUGUGCGUUGCACCAUUCUCUUGAUGUUGGAUUACCAGCCACCUCAGUACAAAUUAGAUCCCCGCCUUGCUCGCAUCCUCGGACUUCAUACGGGCACUCGAUCGCAGAUUUUUUAUGCCCUCUGGAACUACAUUAAGGUUCACAGGCUACAAGACUCACACGAAAAGGACUUCAUUAACUGCGACGCCUACCUGGAGCAGGUCUUUGGUUGUGCUAGGAUGCGUUUCGCAGAAAUCCCCAGUCGUUUGAUUCAACUGCAACAGGCUCCAGACCCCAUUGUUAUCAAUCAUGUCAUCGUGAACGAUCCUGAGGACCCCAAUAAGACUCUGUGCUACGACAUAGAAGUAGAAGUUGACGAUGCGUACAAGUCAAUGGUGCAAAACUAUCUUCAAAACACUCAGUCAAAUCAGGAGUUAAUGGCUAUUGACAACAAAAUUCAUGAGUUGGUGGAACAGAUAAACCAGAUGAAAGUGCAUCGGGAGUUUUAUCUAGAGUUCAGUCAAGAUCCUCACACCUUCAUAACCCGCUGGCUGGCGAGCCAGUCGCACGACCUGCAGCAGAUGACUGACGCCACACCGGGACAUCCAGAGCAGGAACGCCACGCGGACUUCUACGACGCCUCCUGGGUGUACGAGGCCGUGAAGCGCUACCUCUAUAAUCGGGUUUGUCUCCUUCCCAUUUUAACCUUACUUUUACCUCCUUUACCACCUGACCAACUCAACCAUUGUACCGGAUCUCUGUCGAGCCCAUAA
This is a messenger RNA of Hydatigera taeniaeformis, 1299 nucleotides long. Lineage: Eukaryota; Metazoa; Platyhelminthes; Cestoda; Cyclophyllidea; Taeniidae. The record is from the annotation of a GenBank genome assembly.